Messenger RNA from Capsella rubella, 1145 nucleotides. Its product is annotated as 50S ribosomal protein L12-2, chloroplastic. Gene Ontology annotation, molecular function: structural constituent of ribosome. The record is from RefSeq and is a predicted model, not a curated record. Gene Ontology annotation, cellular component: ribosome. Lineage: Eukaryota; Viridiplantae; Streptophyta; Magnoliopsida; Brassicales; Brassicaceae. Gene Ontology annotation, biological process: translation.
GUAGAAGACAUCUUUAGUUGCUUAACAGUGAAACGAUAGCAAAGAAUUGUGAUUGAACCAUCAUUUUCUCAUUGUUGUUUAACCUAUGUAAUCUCGGGGUCGUUUACUACAAAUGGAGCUUAAGAUAUAGAACUUGUAUUAUUAAGAUAUUACUGAAACAGAGAAACAAAGAGACAACCCAUUCUUAAGAGACAACAAGUUGUUCCUAUGAGUGCUCUUAAGGUGUUGAUUGGUUCUUGCUUGCUUUCUCUAACGCAAAACCUAACUUAAGAAAAGGAAACAAAUCAAAUCACUUUAGAAAGUAGAAUUUUUUUGACAAAAGUUUACGCAUAAAGUUAGGGUUUUGUAUCUUUCUAUUAAAAAGAUUAGGGUUUUAUCUUCUUGUUUUUCUUCCUCAUCUUCGUCUCUAGUGUAGGUCUAAGCAACGCACACGCACACAUAUAGACACACAAAACAAACAAAAAGAGUAAAAAUGGCAGCGACGACUCUUUCCAUUGGAACCACAAUCCGGCCUUCUUCAGGUCUUGCUGCUGCACAUCACUUACCUUCUCGACCCAUUGCAUUACAACUUCCGUUUCGCUUUGGUGUUUCUUCUUCAUCUCAGCCUUAGACGACCAGCCACCGUGCAAUCUACCUCCAACCUAUAUCUGCAGUCAAAGCUCCAAAGAAAAUCAAGAAGAUUGGAUCCGAGAUCUCGUCUUUAACCCUCGAAGAAGCCAGCAUCCUUGUCGACUACGUUCAAGAAAAGUACGGUGUUUCAAUACUCUUUUCAGCGCCUGCUACCCCCGCUACUCCUCCUCCCAUUGACAUUGGGGGAAGUGUGGCUGCGGUGGAUAAGCAGACCAAAUUCGAUGUGGUUAUCAACGAAAUUCCCCCUAGUUCGCCUAUUGCAGUGAUCAAAGCUAUUACGGCUAUGACUAGCUUGUCUUUAAAGGAAUCGAAAAAGCUCAUGGAAGAUUUUCAGAAGAAAGUUAAAGAAGGAAGCGUGACGAAAGAUGAAGCAGAAGAAGCCAAGAAACAGCUCGAAGAAGCUGGCGCUUAUGUUUCCAUUGUUUAACCUUUUAACAGUCUUUAAAACAUCAAAGGUUUAACUACAUACUUCUGUCUAAGUUGAAAGCUCCCAAUAGUCUAAGUUGCUUCCAAAA